AUGAAGGCGCUCAAGGAGAACCGUUUUCUCGACUUUCAGGACCACACAUACUCAAUAGGUGGCUCUAAAAGCCAGGCGUGGACGGCAAACUUUCUGGGCAACCGCAUGGUGUAUAGCUCUGCGUCCGAGAACCUGAAGGCCCUGUCGACGUCGCACCGGGACUGUUUUGCAAUCGAGCCCAUCCGCGUAGGCAACGGUGCCGUCACACCCUUUACCGGCCGCGGUGUAAGCCUGUCCGAUGGCAAGAAGUGGCAGGUGAGCCGGGAGCUCGUGAUGCCCUACUUCGACCGCGCCGCAUUUUCGAACCUGGAGCGUCUGGGCGGGCAUGUGGACCGCUUACUGGGAAAGAUCCCAAGGGAUGGGUCAACUGUUGAUAUGCAGCCAUUGUUGCAGCGGUGGUUUCUUGAUACCGCAACCGACUUUCUCUUCGGCGAGACUGUCAACUCGCUAGAUAAUCCGGAGAUGAGCUGGCCACACAUAGAAAUGCUCAAAGUGCAUGCCGGCCUGCGUACUCGGUUACAGCUUAGUUCUUUUGUCUUCUUACAUCGUGACAAAGACUGGCUCCGUGCUUGCAAGAGAAUUCAUGGCUUCCUCGAUAGUUAUAUCGACAAGGCGUACAGCCAGCUUGAUGAAGAACGAAAAAGCGGCAAGCCUGCUACGUACAGUGACGGUCGACCUCGGAACGACUUCCUUUGGACCAUCGCCCGCCACAUCCCUGACAAACUCGAGCUGCGAACGCAACUAACUGGAGUGUGGAUCCCAUCGAACGAGACAACGUCGAUAUUGAUCAGCAAUACCAUAUUUGCCCUCUCGCUCAAUCCCCGUGUGGUCGAGAAGCUCAGAGAAGAGAUUCUUCGCUGCCGAGAUCAACCUUUGACAUUCGAGCGCCUACGGUCAUUGGAGUAUCUCAGAUGGAUCAUCAAUGAGAGCCACCGUCUCUACCCAGUCAGCCUGCAAACAGUCCGGUACUGCGUCAAAGACACCGUCCUGCCCAGAGGGGGCGGUCCUGACGGCAGCGAUCCUAUCUUCUGCGCGAAGGGGGAUAUCGUGCACUGCAACCGCUACCUCAUGCACCGCGACCCCAACAUCUGGGGUGCCGACGCUGGCGAUUUCCGCCCGGAGCGGUGGGCGCAGGCACGGCCGCUCUGGAACUUCGCGCCCUUCGGGGGAGGGCCGCGCAUCUGCCCCGCCAGCAUCAUGGUCGAUACCGAGUGCGCGUAUACUAUAUUCCGAAUCUUCCAGGAAUUUGCGGCUGUCGAGUCCAGGGACAGUGAGCGAUAUACGGCAGUCAUGCGUGUUGGGCCAUCGAACAAGAACGGCUGUAAGGUUGCGUUUGUGCCAGCUUAA
Diaporthe citri is the source of this 1347-nucleotide messenger RNA. RefSeq lists its product as uncharacterized. Bases 1 to 1347 code for a protein of 448 amino acids. Gene Ontology annotation, molecular function: iron ion binding; oxidoreductase activity, acting on paired donors, with incorporation or reduction of molecular oxygen, reduced flavin or flavoprotein as one donor, and incorporation of one atom of oxygen; heme binding. NCBI's taxonomy places the organism in Eukaryota, Fungi, Ascomycota, Sordariomycetes, Diaporthales, Diaporthaceae. The record is from RefSeq and is a predicted model, not a curated record. The transcript is spliced from 3 exons.